This is a messenger RNA of Spirodela intermedia, 756 nucleotides long. NCBI's taxonomy places the organism in Eukaryota, Viridiplantae, Streptophyta, Magnoliopsida, Alismatales, Araceae. The record is from the annotation of a GenBank genome assembly.
AUGGGGAGCGGGGAGGAGGGCGACCGGAAGGCGUACAAGGAGUUUAUGGAGAAGGUGAAGAGGACGGUUUUCAUCGACUACCUCUCGCCGAUGGUGACGGUGCCGAUUCUGAAGACGGCGAUCGGGCAGUUCGGCAACGUUCUCGGGGUGCACUUGAUCCCCAACUGGCUGGAGCAGGGGGAGGUCCCGCAGUGCGCCCUAGUGGAGAUGGAGAGCGAGACGCAGGCGAGGUGCGUCGUCUCCGAGAUGAGUGCGCUGCCCUUCAUGAUAUCCGGCAUGCCGAGGCCCGUCAGGGCGCAGCUGGCGAGGGAGGAGAUGUUCUGCGACAGACCCAGAAACCCCGACCGGAGGAGGAUGAAGGCGCAUUGGGUGGAUCCCUCCGACGCGGAGCAGUUCGAAGCCGGCCAGAGGAUGAAGCAGCUCGUCAGCAAACACGACAUGGAAUCUGGAGGGCUGCUUCAGGUGAUGGUGGUGCCCCCUUCCUCUCCCCUCCAACCCCCCCAGCCAUGGCUGCUUCUCUUCCUCUCGUUCGUUUUUUGGGAGAGACAGGAGGGUUGAAUUGUCAAUGAACAGCCCGUGCCGUCUGUGCAGUAUCAGUUGGAGGAGGAGGAGAAGCUGGCGGAGCAGCAGCAGGAGGUGCUCAAGCAGAACUACGAGAAGCACGAGAUAAUAGAAGGCAUCGUGCAGGAUGGAUCACUGGCUCGUCUGGCAGAGCGAUAUAAGAUGAAGAUCAGUGAUUAUCAGAGUGUAGUCUAG